AUGGCAUCCUAUUUUAACUUCGACGAUUGGCAACCGUGGAGCUCUGGCUAUGUAUAUAGGGAGUUAGGGACCAUUGGUUGGAAAGUCAGAUUGUUUCAGAAAUCCUCAGUUUUGGGGCUGACAGAAUUGGCAUUGUACGGCAACAAAAAGUCAAUAAAUACUGCAACGACCUUGCAAGACAAGCAAAUCUGCUGGUGCAACACUCUUCUUGAAUCAGAGAAUAGGCUUUGCAAUAUUCGUCCAGAAUGGUAUCCUGAUCAUGAGGAACAAAGGAAAGCAAGAGUAGGUAACUUGGCAAGAACAAAGAAGGUGAGUGCUAAUUUUUUGUUCCUAACCACAAAUCACAAAGAAGGUGGCUCUCAUCAUCAUGAGCAAAGUAGCCUUUCUUUGCUUGUUUUCUUGGAUGAUCCAAGAGAGAAGUGA
This is a messenger RNA of Dovyalis caffra, 423 nucleotides long. Lineage: Eukaryota; Viridiplantae; Streptophyta; Magnoliopsida; Malpighiales; Salicaceae. The record is from the annotation of a GenBank genome assembly.